Molecule: messenger RNA, 351 nt
Organism: Phymastichus coffea
Lineage: Eukaryota; Metazoa; Arthropoda; Insecta; Hymenoptera; Eulophidae
Product: hemiasterlin resistant protein 1-like
Exons: 3
Coding region: 1-351 (116 amino acids)
Source: RefSeq, a predicted model, not a curated record
AUGAGCUCGGGCGAUGUAAUCAUUAUUCAGCCUCGACAACCUGGUGCUCUUGGUACAUUUGCGGGAACAGCAGCUGGUGUCGCUGCGGGUACAGUUAUUGGUGACAAAAUAACAGGAAGAAGCGAGUCUAGUUCAGUACCUAACGAUGGUGAAGUACCAGUUGGGCCUUGCCAGUACGAAGAGCAGCAGCUUUUAGGAUGUGCUCAAAAUGAGACCGAAUUACUCAUUUGUGAAUCUCUCAGACGAGCAUGGAUUAAUUGCAAACAGAAAUACAGUAUGUUAUAUUUAUGGAUUGAAUUUUAUCUUCAAAUCAGUAAGGGUAGCUGGAUCCAUUUUAUAGUCUGGCAGUAA